Helianthus annuus (common sunflower) is the source of this 2002-nucleotide messenger RNA. Its product is annotated as interactor of constitutive active ROPs 3. Bases 237 to 1886 code for a protein of 549 amino acids. The record is from RefSeq and is a predicted model, not a curated record. Lineage: Eukaryota; Viridiplantae; Streptophyta; Magnoliopsida; Asterales; Asteraceae. The transcript has 4 exons.
AAUCUCACAUUCAAUUCUCUCCCAUUUUGCUCAUGACAACUUUCAUCUUUAUGACGUCAUAUAUACAAACAAUAUAUACAUAUAACCACCGGUUGUUAUCUCUUCUUUCUUCUUUCUAGCCACUUUUUAAACCUCUUGUUGCAGGUUCUGUGGGUCACAUAACAUUUAAUUUGGCCAGUUGGGUAUAAACACCCCAUUUUGGUUUUAAUUGGAUCGAAUUUAAGAUUUCAAAUCAAAUGCAGACUCCAAAAACAAGCACAAAGAGCUCUUCUGGAUCUGAAGGUGGUAGGAGGGUAUCGCCUCGAUCGGUGUCGUCUAGCAGUGACCGGACCUCUGGUCAAGUUGUUCGACAACUUAAGACCACCCGGCUUGAACCGCCCAAAACACCGAGAACUACUAGUCCGAAAAUAGUUGAUCGCGCCUCACCGAGAAGCCACGUUACCGAGUUGCAGAAGAAUCGUUUAGGAAGAAUUUCUGAACUCGAAACUCAAGUUACUCAACUCGAGGAUGCUUUACGGACGGUUAAGGAUCAACUAAUCGUGUCGGAAUCAUGGAAAAAACAAGCCAAGAUAGAUGCCGAAGAGUCGAGAAAGGAGCUUUUAGCCUUGAGUUUACGGCUUGAAGAGUCUCAAAAGCUCUUAGAUCAAUCAUCUUCCAAAGAAGCGCGUGAUGAACAAGAUGAUGAUUCAGCAGCAUUGGCAGCUGCAUUAAUUGAGAUUGACCAACUAAAAGUCAAACUUAUAACAACAACUGAAUCAGAAGCCACAAAAACCAAACAAGCAGAAUCAGCAGAAGCCGAGAUACAUACCUUAAAAGAAAACAUCGCCGAAACACUUUCGAAAAUGAAGGAGAUGAAGAACCAACUUGAAGACUGCAAAGUUUCAGAGUCUAAAGCCCGGGCUUUAGCAACCGAAACAUUACAGCAACUCGAAGCUGCAAAAAAGAACAUGGAGUCAUUAAGUAUAAACAGUGAUGCAUAUAAUGCAGUGGUUAUGGAGUUGCAACACUCGAGAGCGCGUGUACGUUGUUUAGAAGAGAUUGUUGAGAAUAUGAAGAAAACUGAACAAUGUAGUCAAACUAUGGAGUUGACUGCUGAAUUGAAAAAGUCAAAAGAGGAUAUUGAGGAAUUGAAGGCUAAUUUGAUGGAUAAAGAGACUGAAUUGCAGUGUGUAGUCGAAGAGAAUGAGGAUUUGAAUGCGAAAUUGGGGAAUUUGAUCGCGGGUGUGCAAGAAAACGAGUUGAAAGAAGAAGUCAAAGGUUUAAAGUCAAAGUUGACUACUUUGGAGAACGAAUUACGCAAAAAGUCGGAUGAAAAUGAGAAGCUUAAACUGGAAAUCAAGAGACUGACAAGUCUAGAGAGCAAAUUACUCGAAAAGUACGAUGAAAAUGAGAAUCUUAGACUCGAAAUCCAUAAAAUGAAAGGUGUAAUGGAGGAGUCAAAACAAGAAGUCAACGGUUUAAAGUCAAAGUUGAUUAUUAUGGACACGGACUUAUGUGAAAAGUCGAAUGAAAAUGAGACGCUUAAAUUGGAAAUCAAGAAAACGGAUGGUGUGAUGGAGACGGUGAAGAUGAGAAGUUGUGAACUCGAGGAAGAGUUGAGGAAGUUGAAACUGCAGAUGGGUCAAUGGCGCAAAGCGGCAGAGGUGGCUACCGCUAUGCUUUGUGAUGAAAACAAGGAUAACAAUGGUCGGAUGGUGGCGGAUAGGGCGUGGUCAAUGGGCCAUUAUAGCCCACGGAAAAAGAUGAAUACUACUGGUUCACCUCUUAAUAUGGAAAUCGAUGAUGAUAAUGAUAACGAUGAUGACGAUGAAGAGUUCUUAAAAAGGAAAAAUGGUAAUAUGCUUAAAAGAAUUGGAGUGUUAUGGAAGAAACCACAAAACAAAUGAUGUACUUCAAAUUCUCUUUAACUUUCAUUAUAUUUGUUACUUUCUUGUGUAACAAUCUUUGUAAUUCUUUGAAAUACUUAAAAACUAAAAUUUGCAAGCUCUUGUUAUUUUUUUUA